AUGUCUAAACUCGAGAGGAGAAUGCGAGAAAGGCAGGAAGCCUCAGACCCUCAGCCGCCAAAGAGGGCAAAGACGGACGUGCAGACGGACUCGCCGGAGGCCACACUAGAUCGGGAUGCUCUAAGUGAGUACUUCACGAAGGGGAUUGCUUUGGCGAAUCCCGAUAGGCGUAUACACGAACGCAUGUUGAAGAUUACGGACUUGGUACUGCGUCACUCGAUAGAUCAGAUAAAGGCCCUGCUGCGGUCUCGAAGUAUCACAAACGUGCUUAUGCGCAUUGAGUUGGACGGUAGCAGCAGAGGCAUACUCGGGAAAGGGGAAGCAGGUCGUGAAGUCUGGCAUGGUUCCAAAUGGAUGAUAUUCGAUGGGCUUUUCGAGUGGGGGCCUUCCGAUAAACGUGGAAGUGUCAAGCUGCCACUACCGACUGUCUUGUAUCCACCAUCAAGACUGAAAAAGAAGGGCCUGAUCGACGCAGCUACGAUUGCAGCGGCGGCACAAGAUGGGUUUUUGCCACCGCAGCCACUACCUGUCUCUGAAGCUUUUGAUGUCGCCGCGCUACUCUAUGACAUCAUCGACGUGAAAGGCCUUGUCGAGGCGACGCCACCGGGAAAGAUUGUCAUCCUGCAGCCAGCGACGGAUAGUGGUGGGUCCACUCUCAAUCAGCACCUCUUCUUCAUGAAUAUACUGGAGGAAAAGGCACAGGGGCGCUUCAUCGUUUGGCCGAUGCGUUGCCGUAUACAUCAAGGCGCCAUAGUGGGAAAAGAGACUGCGCAUUUCUUCUUGCAGGUCAUGAAGAUUAUUCCAAAGAAUUGGGAUAAGAAAACCCACUUGCAGUGCAAGACGAUGAUGCACAAGAGGGCGGACGUGUCGGCUGCACUUUCUGCGGAGUUGAACUUCCGGGUUACACCGGUAGAGGAAAAGCCUGAGGAGCAGGAGACGCUUCAGUCUUUGCUGAAGCGCAUGGCGGUUGGUGAAGCUGUUCUAAAGGUUUUGAAAGAUGCAAGAAAGGACGCUGAUUCACUCCCGUGCCAAAAGAAGAGCGUUCCGCAAGUGCGAAAAGCGAUAGUUGGUCUCAGUGCUGGAUUCGCCAAACCGUCCUGGACCCGAUGGCUAUCAUUUUCACGCGGCAUGGCUAAGCUUGUGGUCUUAUGGGUAUUUUGGCUUGUGGAGUUGUCUAUUCGUAUGUGGGGUGACGGGCGCAUCAGAAUCAAAGAUGAAGAAGUGCCUAACCCCUAUGUUGCGAUUCGAAAAAGCGGACACGAGUUGGAGUAUUUACUUUCGAUGUUGAUCAUCACGAAAAUCCUUGAGCCUGUUGAGAAGGAUACGGCGAUAUAUCUUCGUGGAGACAAGGUGAAGAGGUCGGAGCGGGUCGCGAAGUUUUGUUCGUGUUUUAAGCAGGCGGAAGAAUGGCUCCGAACCAACGAGAUCGAUCGUGAGGCUUCUCUGAUUUUAGGUCGUGCACUCUCAGAGACGGAGCAGGCGCUUUUGGUACUUAAAAGUAGCCCUUUAGAUCUUUAGAUGUGCACUGUUUCUUUAUGUGUAUGCUACUUAACCUGCGCAGCGAUUCGCAUUAGAUGUUAAAGUGUGACUAUCCGACAUAGCCACUGCGUCGUCUAUGCGUUGCUUCGUGUUGAAUCAGGUCCGACCGAUGCGUCACGCCGCUCAGCUCGCACUGGUGGCGAUGCGUCUAAAUUGGGAGUUCAGGAUGGGGGAUUUUCGUGAUUCACAUGAGGAAUGGCUGUCGCGUUUUCGGGAGGGGAAAGAGUCGUAUGCGUCCCUCCAGGCUUUGGAUUUAGAGCGCACCAAAGUAUUCAACUUCGGGAAUCUUGCUCUACGCUCCCUCCGUAGCUUUCUCAACGCUUUGCCUGACGGCUUUAGUAAGGAGAAGAAGCUCCGACAAAUCGCGGACCGCCUAGACGAGGAAGUGUGGCAUAAUAAGGCAGGAGAAACGAAGGUUGGAGAUGUGAAGCGGGAGGCGCGACGGUAUGGCCAGUGGCGAAAUAUGUCAACUAUAAACUGCCACGCAGUUCGAAAGGAGUUCUUCUAUGGCAGGAGGACAAACGACGUCACAAAAAAAGAGCAGUCAGCGGCCAAAGAGAAAGCAAAGCGAUACCUGCACCAGCGUGGGUGUGAUAUUCUUCGCGGUCGCAAGAUGCUGGCGUCCGAGAAAGAGACUCAGGGGGAGAAGGUCAUUGCAAGCAACAAGUAUGCUAACGAGGACGAGCGAAAGCAAGCGCGUGUUCUGGCGUUGGCAGCCCGACAGGCAGCAGCAACGCAAACUGCUGAUUCGGGUGUAGAUGCUGACGAAGAGGAGGAGGCAGCACCGGCUCCACGCGACGAAUACACUAUGCAACAAGAGACGGACUUCUAUAAUGCUGUGGAAGAAUCUGUUCGGGCUGAGUAUCCUAGUAUCCCGAUCAGCGACGCGAAGAAAGGCCUGGAGCAGAGGUCCAAACGAUGGAUGCAGCCGCUGUCUUUGAAGCCGCGGGAUAUCACAGUGGUUCGCCGGUACAGAUCACGAGUGGAAAGAGCAGUCUGUCGCGCAGUCCGUCUGCGUAACAAGAUUCUAAAGAAGAAGGCAGUCGAGACUGAUGACAUUUAUCUUCCGAGCGACGAUGGAAACCCUGACGCGGUGGGUGUGGCAAGCGAUGAGAGCGACUCGUCCGAAUCAGAGGCGGACAUUGAAGAAGCGGACCGUGCGGAAAUUGCUCCAUGCACUACUCCUGCUUAUAUUAUACGGCUAAAGGUGAGGCAAGCUGAAGAGGAGGAUAGCAGAGCAGAUCGCUUUGCAGAUGAUUUCGUUUUUAAAUGGUAUGUCGUUGUCCGUGUGGACCUGCAGGACGUGGAUUUUAGUGCUGUCGAGUUGCUAGAGCAUCCAGGAAUGAUUUGCCCGACCUACAGUCUAACUUCGAACUAUUUCCAUAGUCCACAGCCUGGGGCGAUUGAUAUGGACGACGAUUCAGCGCGAUUGUAUGUUGCAAGUAUUGCCGGCCUACCUUGGAAUGAGGUCCGUUUGCAGUGUGGGAAGGCUAUUGAUGUCUUAUAUGCAGAAGACAAAAGCGCAAUGGAGAAAACAAUCCUGGCAAACGCACCCAUGUCAAAACUCGAGCGGCGAAUGCUUGAGGCGGCGCGAGCUAAGUCUGCUGCUGGAGUCAGCGGCAGCUUGAAGAGUGGAAGCAGUAGCAGAGAGGGUGGCGCUAUUCGCAUUGUGGACGCGCCUGGGCCGAAACUUGUGCUCCCUAAAGCGUCUUCAUCGACGAAGCGGCCGAAUUCACCGUCGAAACGACUCCCAGAUGCACCAGCUGCUCCUGUGAAGUUGCUCCAUGAGACGAUCACAGCCGAUGUCGCGCACGAGCAGCAAGUGGCCCGGCGAGCUAUAGACGAAGACAUCAGCGACUUGCAGGUUGAGGGGUUCACUAUAAGGGAUGCUUCGUCGGUUGACACGUACAAAAGGACUGGAAGAUUCGCGGACAGGUUGAUGUGCAUCCCGGACACGCGAAUAGCAGACGUCUUGACAGACUUUCUAAUGUCGGAAGUCAUCGAUUUAAAGUGUCAGGCUACCGUUUCCCUGCAUAGGUAUGCCAGCUUCGACGAAGGUGAGCACCGGAAAGCUGCGCUGUUGCUUGCUCUAUGGGCGUUGCGUGUUAGGUUUGUGGCAGACAGGAUCUCCAAGUAUGCUCAGGACCGGAGCUAUCGCAACCCGGAUCCGGAUUUACUGCAGCGCAAAUACCUUAGUGUAGUGCAGGACAUCACACGGAAAUCAAAGAUACUAGAGGGGACGCGAUUGAUGGCAGGAAAGAGAAGGGUGAUGCUCAGGCUAGACGAUGCUCUGUGUAGACGGUUAGACCCAAAUGCCGCUGUGCCUGAGUAUGUCGAUUCAUAUCGUGACUCUUAGAAGUUUUUGCCAAUGUUCCUUUAUGUUAUAGUUUUAGAAAAUGAAAAAUGUACAAUUCAAGUGCUUAAGCGGGUUUUACUAGAAACUGCAUGGGGCUACGUUGUAUAACGUAGUGUCUUGAUGUCUUCGUGUAUAGUAUAGAUUUUUUAGAUUCAUGAGGCAGCAUGUGUUUUGUAUAGUGGAUUCAGCAUAGAGUUUCUGGGUCUGGGGUCUUGGUCAUAAUUAUUAUGGUAUAGAUAUUCUGAAAGUUUUAUGGGCGCAGCAGUAUCUCGAGUGCAGUGUGCAGGGGGCCCAGUCGUCGGAGGGAGAUUCUCAGUCCAGAAGUGUAGCUCCCAGCUUUUUAUAUGACAGCGGGACUUUUUCCAUGCAAAAACUCCGUGGGGCUCGCAGCAAAAACUAUCAGAUUCGCCUGCAAAACCCGGCGGCGCUGGUCGCAAAACUGGGGGGGGGGCAGGGCGAAAUUAUUCCGGUGGGUCAAAUCCCUGUGCGAAACCCCAUACCCCGUGCUGAAAUAACUUUUGUAAGGGCGGUUCUUGCUGAGGUUUUUUCAGACAAUCUAGACCCGCCGGUCCAAAUUUUUUCUGAGCCUGAACCCGGCAAAAAUGGCGGGGGCCAGAAAUGAGAAGUGCAGGUCCAAACUGUGCCAUGGGAGAGUCCGGGUGGCUAGAUAGCGGGGUGACAGGAUGGGAGUAGCAGCCGAGGGACGUGGCGUGUCUGAAGUAAUUCAGAGGCACUUGUGUAAAGUAGAUUGCUAAUUGGAUCAGUCCUUCUAUUGUACAGCAUCAGAUGGCUCCAUCUCGUCGCAUCAUUUCGCUGCAGCUGCAGCAGAAGAAAUAGCUCUAUUCUUGGAGAUGUGUCAUAUUAUCGAGACAAGCAUACACUCUGCAUGCCGUGAGUUUAUGAAAUCAGUAAAGCCCGCAGUAGCAGAUGAAGGGUUGCUUUGUCUGUGAUUCUGAAGAGUUCCACCGGAAGAAGCGAGGACUAGUGUGGCUUUUUUUCAAUCGG
Molecule: messenger RNA, 4900 nt
Organism: Amoebophrya sp. A25
Lineage: Eukaryota; Dinophyceae; Syndiniales; Amoebophryaceae
Source: the annotation of a GenBank genome assembly